Astrephomene gubernaculifera is the source of this 1106-nucleotide messenger RNA. NCBI's taxonomy places the organism in Eukaryota, Viridiplantae, Chlorophyta, Chlorophyceae, Chlamydomonadales, Astrephomenaceae. The record is from the annotation of a GenBank genome assembly.
GAAAUACUGUCUAUACAACAAAGCUAGCAUUUAACAACAAUUCUGUUCCUCUCUUCUUCCCUAGCUUCUAUCCAGUUAGGCUUGCACCUUGACCCAGAGCUUCCACGCUUUCCUCUAUUCUAUUAAAGCUAUAUUAUCAAUCAAUUGUAGUGCCUUAUAAACCACAAAGAUGGGUUCUCUCACCCUCUGAGUGUAUGCAGCUGAGCGAGGAAGAGUUCUUAAGCGCUCACCGCAAUACCCAUUACGCGUCUUACCACGUUUGGGGCUCACGCCAGAGCUCUAAAUCACCUGUACAACGGGCUGUUGAGCCCCAGAUAAUGCAGCCACCAGCUUAUGGCGCUCCGGGUACCUUUGCGGGCCGGCGCGCUAUGCAGCCGCCCGGUGGAGUAUCUUCCAUAACCUUCGGCAGUGCUGGGGGCGAUUCGUCGGCCGCGUAUGGGGGUUCGAGUUACAGCAACCAGUAUGCAGCCGCGGGCCGCGGCCUAAGCUCCGGCUGGGGAAACGCUGCAGCUUCUCCCAGCGGCGCGUACGGGGCCGGCUACGGCGGCGGCGGUGGCUACGGCGCGGCCGCCAACUCCGACCUCUCAACGCAGCUCAACCUGCCUGCGCCAACGGCACGGAGGCCGCCCUCAGGAGGGCGACGUGCCGUUUCGCAGCCCGCAGCACUUCCCUCGGCCUAUUCGGCUUAUGGGUCAGGCGGAGGAGGCGGAGCGGGUGCAGGAGCAGCAGCGUAUGGUGCCGCAGGGGGCUAUGGUGCAUCUCCUGCAACAGCUGCAGGGUACAGCAGUGGUUACGGCGGCGGCAGCAGCGCGUACGGAGCCACUCCGAGCAGUAGCUACACGUCACCGUACGGAGGGUACGGAGGGGCCUCUUCGUACGGCAGUUCGGCAGCAGCCACCGGCAGUUCGUACAAUGUACAGGGUGCUGGAGUAUCUUCUUCUGCGUACGGUGCGCCAAGCCCCAUGGGAGCAGGCGCGUACGGAAACGGCUACGGGGCGGGUGGUUAUGGGGCCGGAAAUGCCGCUGGAGCUGGGUCGUACGGCAACAAUGCGUACAGCAGCAGCAAUAACGCAUAUGGUUCCGGAGGAGGGGCCGGUGGGUAUGGC